AUGGACGAGCCCUCGUCCGCCGUCCACGCCAUCAUCCACAUCCUCAAGUCCACCUGGUCGCUCGACUGGACGCGCCCCCUCUCCUACAUGACGGCAGGCCUCACGCUCCCCCUGCGCCUAGCCUUCAUCCCGCUCUCCUACGUCCUCGCCGUCCUCGCCGUCCUCCUCGCCCCGGCGGGCCACAUCCUCGCCUACCUGGGGAGCUGGGUGGCCGCCAUGGCCGCCCUCCUCGUCAGCCUAGAGCCCCUAUACACCUUUUUCAGCGUAGCAGCGUUCAUCGGCAUCGUCGCCGGGCUCCUCAUGGCCGUCGUAUCCGCCAUACUAACCAGCCACUUCAACAUGCAAGACGAGCACGACGACGCGUCGCGGCGGCUGCAGCAGCAGCAGCGACAGCAACAGAUGCAGCGCGAGGCCCUCUCCCACGAGAAGCAAAUGUACCUGCAGCAGCAGUAUCUCCGCCGGGAGCCACACGGCCUUGAGCCCGACUGGCACUGGGGGGACCCGUCGCAGCCGCAGUCGAGGAUCCGGCGCGCCUCCGGGCUGCAGGCAGAGAUCAUUCUCGAGGAAGACGACUCCGACGAGUGA
Molecule: messenger RNA, 585 nt
Organism: Metarhizium album ARSEF 1941
Lineage: Eukaryota; Fungi; Ascomycota; Sordariomycetes; Hypocreales; Clavicipitaceae
Exons: 3
Coding region: 1-585 (194 amino acids)
Source: RefSeq, a predicted model, not a curated record